GGAAGCGCACCGCCCCCGAGGCUCGAGGGGAGGGCCCUGGGCCGCCAGCGAGUUUCGUCCUGAGCGGCGGCGCUAGGACCCCGUGAGGAGCGGCGGGGAGUUGGAGCGGGCGGCGCCAGGACCCGGGGGAAGCGCGAGCGGCGGGCGGCGAGCAGGCCCGGGGGCCGGGAGGCUGCGGGCGGCGGCGCUGGGCCCGGCGCGUCGGGAGAGGCCCCGAGAUGCCGAGCAAGAAGAAGAAGUACAACGCGCGGUUCCCGCCGGCGCGGAUCAAGAAGAUCAUGCAGACGGACGAGGAGAUUGGGAAGGUGGCGGCGGCUGUGCCGGUCAUCAUUUCCCGGGCGCUGGAGCUCUUCCUGGAGUCGCUGCUGAAGAAGGCCUGCCAGGUGACCCAGUCCCGCAACGCCAAGACCAUGACCACGUCCCACCUGAAGCAGUGCAUUGAACUGGAGCAGCAGUUUGACUUUCUGAAGGACCUGGUGGCCUCCGUGCCUGACAUGCAGGGGGACGGAGAAGACAACCACAUGGACGGGGACAAGGGUGCUCGCAGGGGCCGGAAACCAGGUGGCACCAGCCGGAAGAAUGGUGGCAUGGGCAGCAAAGGCAAGGACAAGAAGCUGUCAGGGACGGACUCAGAGCAGGAGGAUGAUUCCGAUGACACAGAUACUGAGGGGGAGGAGGAGAUGCUGCAGCCCCCGGCCCAGGCCAGCCACCCCCCUGCCCACUUUCAGAGCCCCCCGACACCUUUCAUGCCUUUCACCUCCUCGACCAUGCCUCUGCCCCCAGCACCCCCGGGCCCAUCAGCACCUGACGCAGAGGACGAAGAGGAUUAUGACUCCUAGCACCCCCUGCCCCCUAGGCUAUGCCCCUUUUUAGUUGGUUUUAGUUGCUCUGGGGGGAGGAGAGCAACGAGACCUGUUCUUAAAUUUAUUAAAAAA
Molecule: messenger RNA, 935 nt
Organism: Elephantulus edwardii (Cape elephant shrew)
Lineage: Eukaryota; Metazoa; Chordata; Mammalia; Macroscelidea; Macroscelididae
Gene: DRAP1
Product: DR1-associated protein 1 (negative cofactor 2 alpha)
Exons: 7
Coding region: 219-839 (206 amino acids)
Biological process (GO): negative regulation of transcription by RNA polymerase II; positive regulation of transcription by RNA polymerase II; transcription by RNA polymerase II
Cellular component (GO): nucleus; negative cofactor 2 complex
Molecular function (GO): protein heterodimerization activity; transcription corepressor activity; transcription coactivator activity
Source: RefSeq, a predicted model, not a curated record